UACAGACAGUGUGAGAGCUUUGAGCUGGGGGGAAAGGAACGAUUCAGGUUGAGAGACGAUGUUGAUGAUUCGGAUUCGGAUACGGAGUGCCAAAGCUUUGAGAUCUGUUCGGCCUCUUCUCCUGGAGACUGCAGGUACCCUGAGAACUUCUUCGUUCCACAGCCCUUACGAGUUCUCGUGUUUCGUUUGCGAACGAGGCUUUUCUAGCGGUCUCACCAGCGAUAUAAAUCUCUGUUAUAGAGAGAGAUUGAGAAGUGGGCUCGUCGAUAUCAAGAAGGAUGAUGCUGUUGCUCUCUUUCAGUCCAUGGUUCGGUCUCGUCCUCUUCCUACAGUCAUAGAUUUCAACAGAUUGUUUGGUUUAGUUGCCAAAACAAAACAGUACGAUCUCGUGUUAGCUCUCUGCAAGCAAAUGGAAUUGCAAGGGAUUGCUUAUGAUCUCUACACUCUCAACAUUAUGAUCAAUUGCUUCUGCAGGCGUAGGAAACUCGGUUUUGCUUUUUCUGCUAUGGGAAAGAUCUUGAAACUUGGUUAUGAACCUAGCACGAUCACCUUCUCAACUUUGAUUAACGGAUUGUCUCUUGUGGGUAAAGUUUCUGAAGCUGUGGAGUUAGUUGAUCGAAUGGUGGGAAUGAAGGUUAUUCCAAAUCUCAUUAUACUCAACACUAUUGUCAAUGGGCUUUGUCUCCAAGACAGAUUGUCUGAAGCAAUGGCUUUGAUAGAUCGAAUGAUGGCCAAUGGAUGUCAACCCGACGGAUUUACCUACGGUCCGGUUUUGAACAGAAUGUGUAAGUCAGGGAACACUUCCUCCGCCUUGGAUCUCCUCAGAAAGAUGGAAGGUAGAAAAAUCGAACUCGAUGCUGCUAAAUACAAUGUCAUUAUUGACAGUCUUUGCAAAGAUGGGAGCCUCGACGAUCCACUCAUCCUUUUCAAUGAAAUGGAAACCAAAGGGGUCAAAGCAAAUGUCAUCACCUACAACUCUCUCAUAGGAGGCUUCUGUAGUGCCGGCAGAUGGGAUGAUGGUGCACAGCUGCUGAGGGAUAUGAUCAGAAGGGGAAUCACUCCUAACGUUGUCACUUUCAAUGCUUUGAUUGAUAGUUUUGUGAAAGAGGGAAAGCUUUCUGAGGCUGAAGAAUUGUACAAUGAGAUGAUCCCAAGAGGAAUAGAUCCUAAUACCAUUACAUAUAGUACUUUGAUUUAUGGGCUGUGCUACGAAAAGCGCUUAGAUGAAGCCAACCAGAUGCUGGAUCUGAUGGUUAGCAAGGGAUGCGAUCCUGAUAUUUGGACGUAUAAUAUCCUUAUAAACGGGUAUUGUAAGGCUAAACUGGUUGAUGAAGGUAUGGGACUUUUCCGCAAAAUGUCUCUGAGAGGAGUGGUUGCAGAUACAGUCACUUAUAGCAGUCUCAUUCAAGGGUUUUGUCAAUCUGGAAAACUUAAAGUUGCCAAAGAACUUUUCCAAGAGAUGGUUUCUGAAGGUGCUCAUCCUGAUAUUGUGACUUACGGUAUUUUGCUGGAUGGUUUGUGUGACAAUGGAGAACUAGAGGAAGCCCUGGAAAUACUUGAAAAAAUGCACAAGACUAAGACGGAACUUGACAUUGGUAUAUAUAGUAUCAUCAUUCACGGGAUGUGCAAUGCUAGUAAGGUCGAUGAUGCUUGGGAUCUGUUCUGCAGCCUACCUUCGAAAGGAGUGAAGCCUGAUGUUAAGACGUACACUGUAAUGAUUUCGGGAUUGUGUAAGAAAGGGUCACUGCCUGAAGCAAAGAUGUUGCUUAGAAAAAUGGAGGAAGAUGGGAUUGCGCCAAAUGAUUGUACAUACAACACACUAAUACGAGCUCAUCUCAGAGGCAGCGACAUAAGCAAUUCAGUUGAACUCAUCGAAGAAAUGAAGAGGUGUGGCUUCUCUGCAGAUGCUUCCACCAUGAAGAUGGUUAUGGAUAUGUUAUCGGAUGGUGGAUUGGACAAAAGCUUUUUGGAUAUGCUUUCUUGAACGCCUCAUCUAAGCUCUGCUAGAAAGCUGAGGUGGUAAAGAGAAUAUCUCUGAGUCUUGACCAUAUGAAGUAGAAUUGCUCCAUGGGGAUGCAAAACCAUAGGCAAGGACUGAACGGUCAUGAGCCACACCAUCUGGACUAUCAACUUCAUAUUCCAUGCAGAAGCAAUACCAUUGUCUCCUUCCCUUACCACUCUUGUCUGGACUGGACAGCAUCACUGGUACCUGAUAACAUCAGAGCAUCAAGCACUGGCAGCUAGUCGAGUUUCAUUCCACCAAUCUUUUUUCCGGCCGAAAAGUUGGGAAUCAUAGUCAUCAAUCUCCAUCUGAUCUGAAACCAAGUCAUCACGUGCCAUCCAGACACGAUGGAAAACACAUCAGGUGUUCUUGUUUGUGAAAAUUAACACCAACAAUACAUACAGUAUUUUUG
Brassica oleracea var. oleracea is the source of this 2414-nucleotide messenger RNA. Its product is annotated as pentatricopeptide repeat-containing protein At1g12300, mitochondrial-like. NCBI's taxonomy places the organism in Eukaryota, Viridiplantae, Streptophyta, Magnoliopsida, Brassicales, Brassicaceae. The transcript is spliced from 2 exons. Bases 59 to 1984 code for a protein of 641 amino acids. The record is from RefSeq and is a predicted model, not a curated record. Gene Ontology annotation, molecular function: protein binding.